This is a messenger RNA of Torulaspora globosa, 2127 nucleotides long. RefSeq names its product guanine nucleotide exchange factor SEC2 (gene SEC2). NCBI's taxonomy places the organism in Eukaryota, Fungi, Ascomycota, Saccharomycetes, Saccharomycetales, Saccharomycetaceae. The record is from RefSeq and is a predicted model, not a curated record. Gene Ontology annotation, cellular component: cell tip; Golgi to plasma membrane transport vesicle. Gene Ontology annotation, biological process: exocytosis. The transcript has a single exon. Bases 1 to 2127 code for a protein of 708 amino acids. Gene Ontology annotation, molecular function: guanyl-nucleotide exchange factor activity.
AUGGAGGGUCUAUCUGAAGAGUCUGAAAGGGUUUCCGUUCAGAUCUCCUCCUUGUCAACUCAACUCAUCGAGAGCAUCGAAAAACAAUCCCAGCUAGAAGAAAGACUAAAUAAAGCUAACAGAACGAUCCAAAUUCAGAAGAGCAUUGUUGAUCAGUAUGAGGAAUUUAAGCUGGUGUUUGAUGGAUUAGAGAGGAAAUAUAAUGGCCAAACCGAAGAAAUAGAAAAGCUGAAAGAAGAAUUAGCCGCAGAGAAAGAGCUUCGAUCUGCCGCUCAAAAGACAGUGGAGGAAUUGAACACGGAGAUUGAAGAUUUAACAGCAUCGCUAUUUAAUGAAGCAAAUAAGAUGGUGGCAACUGCUCGCAAAGAAGGGCAUGCGCUUGAAGUGGAGAACACCAAGUUAACGGAACAGCUACGAGAAAAAGACUCGAUACUCGAGAUUUUGAACCUUCAGGUGAAGAAUCUCAAGAAGAUAUUGCAAAAUGUAGAAGAGGAAAGUAUGGCAAAGACAGCGCCCCAUGUGAAACCUUCGACGACAGAUAACGACAAAUCUGGAUCGACCUUACUGCUAAACAGGGCUUCCACUUCAAGCUCAAGCAAAUUACAUGAACAACUCUCGGGACCAAUUUACUCGCCAAAUAUAAGAUCUAUUCGUUAUGAUCUCGACUUGUACAAAGAAUUUAUGAAAUUCAUUGCUGUUUUGCCUCGCUGUGAGACACUGAAGGAAGCGUCGUCUAGCUCGAAGUUACUGAGGAGGUUGAUAAACGAUGAAAUACAACCAAUCUUGAGGCUAGACAACGCCAGCGGGCUGGGGUGGAUUGUUAGAAGGACUUUAAUGUCAUUAAUGAUGGAGGGAUUAGUUGUUGUAGAGCCUCUGAGUGGAAUCAAUGAAAAUUUCCAGUACGGCUCGCCAACUUUGAAAAGCUCAGAGUUCAGGCACGCUAACUUAAGCAAUACAAAGGAUAACCAUCUGUUCAAUUUUCCCUUGGACUCGCCACCAAUCGCCGUUCAUGACAAGUGCUCAUUUUGUUCUGAAGCCCGAGAUGACGUUCUAGAACAUGCCAGGAUGUACGUUCUUAAAACUCAGAAUAAGUUAGAGGAUGGUUCGCUCGUUAUUACCAAUAGCUUUCCACUUUGUCGGUAUUGUUUACUGAAAGUGAGACAAACCUGCGAGAUCUUCGCAUUUUUAAGGUCCUUGAAGCUUGGCACUUGGAACCUUGAGAAAGUGACUUUGACCAGUGUGGCGAAAGAUGAAGGACGUGCAACUAAUGGUGGCUCGAGAGACGAGGGAAGCCCGAGAAAAGAAGGAAAGUCGUCGCAUAGAUUGAGCGUUAUAGGAGGUACAACUAAAACGGAACCGCAAGUGGAUACGAAGGUCGAACUGGCAGGGUCUCCCACGAGCAACAUCCAGAGAGCAUGGUUGCAGCUGUGUAAACUGCGCUCCGCUUUGCAUUGGACCCACAUUGGAAUCUGGUCUAUUGAUGACUCCAUAGGCCAGAAGAUAGGUCCACUGGUGACUCCCAUUAACGAAGAGGGUGAUGCAGGUGAUAUCUCGCCGAUUGUAGUUGGUGGCAGUAACUUUUCACUUGGAAAAGCAGACUCGGAGGAUUUCACAAUAAAGAAGGGCGACGAUGGAGAGCCCACGGAGAGUGAAACUUUUGACUUCGAAGGCAAGAAUGCAUCCCCAGCGACAAGCGUCCAUGAUGUGGAAUUAUCGAUAAAUAAAGGCGAAGCAGACAUUUGCAGACCAGCGAGUACGAACGCAUCAGAGGAGCGUGACACUACUGUCAGACGAGUAAACGACAAAGAAUCUUCUCAAGGACUAAACGUCAGAGACUCAAACAUAGAAAGAUCGCCAUCAACAUCAAAGUUAAUUGAGUCAACUGAUGCAGAAAACGACCGGUCAAAUACUUCUUCUGGCGAUGAGAUUGGACUACAACAGAACAACUUCUCAUCAUUUGGCCCUCAAGAGACUGGGCACAAGGAGCCCCCAAAUGAUUGCAAUGGCCAACCUGAAACAAAUGACGAGAUAUCUAACGAUGAAGAGGCGUAUGGAGAUGCUCUUGAUAACCACGGUUUAGAUGAGGUAAAGCACGUGACCUCAGCUCAAGGGCAGGCUUUAUCUUAG